AUGGCGGACGGAAAAAAUAUUGAAAAAAUCACAGCGGAGCGCCUCGAGAGCCAGCGGAAACUGGCAGAAAUUCUUCAGGAUGAACGACGAUCCACCGAGGAGCGCCUCAAAGCUGCCACGGACGCCUUCAACGCUCUGCAGAGCCAGCUCACUCGAGCGCUGCAACAAGCGGAUGAGGAGAGGCAGGCGUUGCGAGAGGAAGUUAGCAAGCAGACUGAAGAGGCGACGAGAGCCGCGGGGCUCAUCUCUCAGCUUGAGACGGAUUUGGAGCUCACGAGGCGAUCGCUGCUUCAGCAGACUGCCCUAACCGCGGCCGCCGCAGCCGCUCAGGCGAUUGCGGCCACGGAGGGGGAAGAGAGCGAGAAACAAAAGAAGCUGGAGGAUGACAUUCAGCGUCUCGAGGAGGCAAAUGCAUCGUUAGAGAAGGCCGUUGCUGAGGAGAGGAAGAAGCUGGAGGAAGAAAGAAAAACAUGGAAACAACAGGAGGACGAGAGAGAGAAGACGCAUCAGGAGGCAGUUGAGAAGGCCGUUGCUGAGGAGAGGAAGAGGUUAGAGGAGGAAAGGGAAACAUGGAGAAAACAGGAGGACGAGAGAGAGAAGGCGCAUCAGGAGGCAGUUGAGAAGGCCGCUGCUGAGGAGAGGAAGAAGCUGGAGGAAGAAAGAGAAACAUGGAGAAAACAGGAGGACGAGAGGGAGAAGGCGCAUCAGGAGGCAGUUGAGAAGGCCGUUGCUGAGGAGAGGAAGAAGCUGGAGGAAGAAAGAAAAACAUGGAAACAACAGGAGGACGAGAGAGAGAAGGCGCAUCAGGAGGCAGUUGAGAAGGCCGUUGCUGAGGAGAGGAAGAAGCUGGAGGAAGAAAGAAAAACAUGGAAACAACAGGAGGACGAGAGAGAGAAGGCGCAUCAGGAGGCAGUUGAGAAGGCCGUUGCUGAGGAGAGGAAGAAGCUGGAGGAAGAAAGAAAAACAUGGAAACAACAGGAGGACGAGAGAGAGAAGGCGCAUCAGGAGGCAGUUGAGAAGGCCGUUGCUGAGGAGAGGAAGAAGCUGGAGGAAGAAAGAGAAACAUGGAGAAAACAGGAGGACGAGAGAGAGAAGACGCAUCAGGAGGCAGUUGAGAAGGCCGUUGCUGAGGAGAGGAAGAGGCUAGAGGAGGAAAGGGAAACAUGGAAAAAACAGGAGGAAGAGAGGGAGAAGGAAACGCAGAAGGCAGUUGAGAAGGCCGUUGCUGAGGAGAGGAAGAAGCUGGAGGAAGAAAGAGAGACAUGGAAAAAACAGGAGGAAGAGAGGGAGAAGGAAACGCAGAAGGCAGUUGAGAAGGCCGUUGCUGAGGAGAGGAAGAGGCUAGAGGAAGAACGAAAGGAACGAGAGGAAGAGGACGGAAAGAGGAAGGAGCAAGAGAGAGUGGAGAGGACCGAAGUGCUGAAGAGGACCGAGGAAGAAACGGCGAGAGCGAAGCAACAAGUGGAGGAGUUGGAGAAACGGAUGUGCGAACAAGAGGAGAAGAAUCGCCGCCUCGAGACCGUGUUACGAGAAAAGGAAGAAAAAGAAGAAGCGUUCAAACAACAGACCGCAGAGGAGAAGCAGGCCCUCGUGAAAGAAAUUGAACGGCUGACAGACCAAGCUGCAGAAGCUGCAGGGUACAAAGACGUGGCGGAAAAGCUGAGGAAGGCGAAUCAGGAGAACGGCGACCUCGAGUUGCGCCUCGAGGCCCUCGUCGACGAGAAGGAAGCAGCGGUGCGCGAGGUUACCGCGGCGAUGGAAAAGGCGCAAGACGAGGAGACGGAAAUUGUGAUGUUUAGCCAGAGUGGCGAGUUUUCAGACGAAGAGGACGAGGGGUUGCAGCCCUCGUCAGUCAUAAGGCGAAAGUUGCGCCGCAUUGAGAAACUCGAGGGAGAGGUGAAAACGAAGGAGGCGGCAGUCCACGACCUCGAAGAAAAAGUGAACACGCUGCUCGCCAGUCAGAGCGCUGCAACGGUGAACCUCGCGGCGAAGGAGGAGGAGCUAGCAGCCGAACAGAAAAGAAACGAACAGCUUCAGCGCGAUUUGGACGCACACAGAAAAGAAGAAGAGGAGAAGAAAAAGAGCGUGGAGGCUCUCGAGAAGGAAAACUGUGCUUUGCAAGAAAGGAACUUGGCUCUUGCCCAGCAACUCGCUGACGAGGGGACGAAGGCAGCAGACGCCGAGGCGAAACUGCAUGCAGCCGAAGAGGCCUUGAAGGCGGCACGAGAAGAAGCCUCGAUUUCCGCGGAAAGCGCUUCAGCAUUUGCGGACCGCCAGGAACUCCUUGAGAAGACGGGGCGACUGACGAUGGACCUGGCGGAGAAGACUGAGGAGGUUGCUCAGCUCCAGCAGAAACUUCGGCGGCUCGAGAAGCUGCCGCAAACCGCAGAGACUCUCAGCGUCCCCCCCACUAACGCAACCGGAGACGCCCUCGUCGACGAGAAUGCGCGCUUGCGCCGCGACAUCGCCACCAAGGACGGUCAACUCGCCGAGCUCGAACAGAAACUUAGCGAGGCCGAGCAGGAGGUGAAACUGAGAGCUCGCUCGAGAGCCGGUAGCGAGUGGAAGGUCGUGACUCUCGUACAGACCAACGCCGACUUGGUUACGAAGCUGGCGAAGGCUGAAGAAGACCUCGCCGCGGAGCGCCGCGCCGGCACUCAACAGAAGGAAGAGCGAGAGAGGAUGGCCCAGCAACAGAAAGACCAGGAGGAGAAGAUUCACGACCUCGUGGCGACAAAUGCGCAGCUUGUUGACGACUUGGCCGCGAAGGACGCGGCAGCGAGCGAGGCGACCAGGCAGCUGGUGCUCGCCACAGAGAAGCUGAAAAACCUCGAGGCUCGCCAGGUGAAGGCAGGCGAGCAGGCGUCGAAGAUAAACGAAUUGAAGACGUCCAACGAAACUCUGAGCGAGAAAGUGCAGGAGCAAGAGGCGGCGAUACGCGCACUUCACGAGGAGGCAGAAACGCGGAGGCGAGAAGCGGAAAAGGCCGCGGCGGACCUCGAGGCCAAGAAUCGGGACAUUGCAGAAAUAAACGCGACGCACGAGAAGGCUGUCGAUACGCUGACGAAGAAGGAGGCAGAAAUGGAGCGCGCUGCUCAGCACGCCCGCGAGGUCGAGGCAUCUCUCCGAGAGUCUCUUUCUGCCGCUCAGGCGCGACUAGAGGAGACGGAGAAGAAAAUUGUCGAAAUCGAAUCGCACUAUCGAGACGCGAGAGCGGCGGAAACUCAAGCGAAGGACGCAGCACUCGCCUCUCUGCGCUCUGAGCUCGCCAGUCUGAAGGCCCAGCUCGCCGGCGCGCAGAAAAAGCAGAACGCCGCGCAUGCGGAAGCCGAUGAGAAGGUUCAGCAGCUCCUCGCGGCAAAUAGUGGGCUGGUCACAGAACUUGCCGAGAAGGAAGCUCAUCUGGCUGACGUGAAGCACCAACUGGGAAAGUUGGAAGCGAAAGCUGCAAGAUGCUCUGAGGCGGUUUCGCCAGAGUCGAGUGCUGACGAGGCGAUGGCGCGCCUCCUCAUCACAAACAGUGAACUGAUGAACCGGCUGGCUGAAAAGGAAGAAGAAUCGACGCACGCCGCGCAGCUUCUGGCGACGCUGAAGUCGGAAAACGAGAUGCUUCGGUGUCGAAUCGAAGACCGGGAGCGCCAAGAACGCGAGGACGCGAGAGAAGACGAGAGAGGGAAGAACCUCCACAGCGAGCGAGAAAGCGAGAACGUCACGGCGCUCCGCGAACACUUGGAGGAAGCCCGAGUCCUCCUCGCACUCGAGAAGGAGAAACGCGUUCAGCAGAAUCUGAAGCUAAAGCGGCAGCUCGCCUCGGUCGAGGAGGCGCGAAAGAAACUGGAAGAAGAACGCGACGAAGCACUCGCUGCGUGGGAGACGCACCAAUGCUCGACGUCGCCCGCGCCUUCAGGUCGCCGGCGAAGCCCAGAACGAAGCCAGACGCCUUCAGAGAGAGAAAACGUUCCAGAGACCGGAGCCAGCGGGGACGCGGGUCCCGGGGUGCCGCGUCUCGCGCGUUUCAAGCGCGAAGUGGAGAGACUCCGCGAGGCAGGCGCCGACAUCAGCCCGCUGGAAGAGCGGUUUCUCCUCCGCAAGAUGGAGCGACAUCCGACAGAGGCGGAAGCGACGCUCGCGAUUCGCCGCGCAGAAGUCGAGAUGCACGAGAAGGUGGCCGCGGGACGUGGCGGAAAACAUCCAGGAAGCUGGUGGCCAAACGACGGAACCAGUGUGCAGGCGAAACCUCCUGGGACGCGCCUCGCCGCGCUGAAAGAUCGCGAGAACGACCGAGUUGAGUUGACAGCUGCAGAGAUGGCUUUCUUCGGAGGCGACGGGCCCUCUGUUCUGAGUGUACUGGAGCACUCCACUCCGCCUGAAAGCUACUUGGCUCUUCCGUUCGCUGCGCCUCCUCACGCGCACCUCCAGUCUUCCUCCUCUCGUCCUCGCCUUGUCUCCCCUUUGUCUCCUUUCGCGGGUUCUGCGGCGGCGUCGCCUCACCCUUCGGAUUUCCUCACUUCGGUGUCUCUGUAUCGGCCAGAGUUGUGGCGAGAGGCUUCAGCAGCUUGCCUGACGUUCUCAGAGCCUCAGCCGUUCGAGUUGUCUCCUUCGAGGCUGCCGCCGCUUCGACAGACUCCCGAAGAAGCGAUGCGGAACCCCUUCCCGCUGAUUCAUACCCUGGCCACAGUCUACAAAGGCCACCCCCGUCCGUCGCGCUGUACGGCGAACCGGAAUUCUUCCUCGUCGACCAGUGCGUCGCGGGUGAAUUCCCCCGCUUCGCUUCAGCCUUUCUUCGCACCGCUGCCGCUCUCGCGACCGUUUGCAGCGAGAAGAGCGAAACGCGGCGACUGCGUGCGGAACGGCCCGAUCGCAGUCGCCUCGCCGCACGGAAACGCGGAAAGAGAGAACGGAAACAAGCACAGGGAGAACGGCGGAGAGACAGAGCGCGAACGGGCGAGAAGACCUCUUGCGGAGUCUCCAACAGAGACGCCGUUUGCGGCAGAGAAGGGAGAAGGAAAUGGAGAGCAAAGAUAUGGACAAGACAGAGACGAGGAAGAUCAAGGCUUUCACACAAACAGUUUAGACUCUGACAGCCCGGGAUCGGGAAGGCAAGAGACACCGGAAGGCAAAGGGAAGAAGAGGCGCGGUUUCCAGCGACUCUUUCCGCACAGAGACUCCGAAAAAAAACCAAAGGGAAGAGGCCUCGGUGGGCGCGUUGCGGGCAUCAUCUCAGUCAGUCGAACGAACUCUUCAGGCCGAGACUGGAAGCGGUAG
Messenger RNA from Neospora caninum, 5265 nucleotides. RefSeq names its product putative Trichohyalin. NCBI's taxonomy places the organism in Eukaryota, Apicomplexa, Conoidasida, Eucoccidiorida, Sarcocystidae. The coding region runs from base 1 to 5265 and encodes 1754 amino acids. The record is from RefSeq and is a predicted model, not a curated record. The transcript has 31 exons.